Molecule: messenger RNA, 1331 nt
Organism: Peromyscus eremicus (cactus mouse)
Lineage: Eukaryota; Metazoa; Chordata; Mammalia; Rodentia; Cricetidae
Gene: Eqtn
Product: equatorin
Exons: 8
Coding region: 92-1189 (365 amino acids)
Biological process (GO): fusion of sperm to egg plasma membrane involved in single fertilization; acrosomal vesicle exocytosis; endocytosis
Cellular component (GO): plasma membrane
Source: RefSeq, a predicted model, not a curated record
AAUGUCCUACUGAGUCUUAGGUCCUGCUGAGCCACAAGAAGGAAGCCCUGAGGAGACAGUAGAUUGCUGGAUAAAUCACAUCAAUUUCCCAAUGGAUUUUAUAUUGUUUAUCUUUUUAUUUGGGGUUUUCAUCCCAAACAUUAGCAAUCUACAGUCCAAUGUGGAACGGAACCCUGAGGUGAUGCCUUCAGAUGAAGAACAGUAUUAUUCAGAUGAUGAAAAUCUGGCUAAUAGUGCUCCUCCUGUGCAUGAAAAUAUAGAUGAUACUCAUGUUAUACAUAAAUCAGAAGAAAAUGAAGAAGAUACUCCUGCUAAUGAGAAAACUGGCAAUUACUAUAAAGACAUAAAACAAUAUGUGUUCACCACACAUAAUCCAAAUGGCACAGACUCUGAAAUCUCUGUGAGUGCCACAACUGACCUGAAGUUUGUGCUGAAGAACUAUAAACUCGUCAGUGCAACUACAGCUAAAACAUCUGCCGGCGAAGAAGCGAAACCUUAUGAACCCUUGCGUAAAAAUAUUCCAACAUCAACCCCCAAUGUGCCUGCAUUUUGGACAAUGUUAGCAAAAGCUAUAAGUGGAUCAGCAGGGAACAUGGGUGAUAAAGAUCAAUUCUUUCAACCAAUUCCAGGCUCUGAUUUGAACAAUACCAACGAAGACAAAAUGUUAGAGUUAGAGGAAAUCAAGCUCAAAUUAAUGCUGGGAAUCUCACUGAUGACCCUUAUCCUCUUAAUUCCCCUCCUGAUAUUUUGUUUUGCCACACUGUGCAAACUGAAACACCUAAGGGACAAAAGUUAUAACAAUCAAUACACUGUGAACCCGGAGCUAGCCAAUCUGUCUUACUUCCACCCCUCAGAAGGGGUAUCUGACACAUCUUUUUCAAAAAGUGGAGAGAGCAGCUUAUAUUGGGGCAACACUUCUUCAGACUUGAGACAAUCCAGCUCAAAAAAAUCAAAAUCUAAAUCUAUGGAUUUUUCUACGGACCCGAAUCAAAUAGCCUUAGGUGGAAGGCCAACAUCAAACUUCCUUCCGCCCGAGCAGUCAGCCUUCCUUCCUUCUGAGGAGCCAUACUUCCUUCCUCCUGAGCAGCUGGGUGAGCAGCCAGGUGAGAAUGCCUUUGUUGAGGCAAUGGAUGCGGAGCCCAUGGUGGAUAGGAUACCUACUGAUGAGGAACAAAUGAUCUCUGAGUAAAUAACUUUAAUUCUUUGGUCAUUUAAAAAAAAUAUCUUUUUGUCUCACAUAAACUUCCUAAUUUUGAAACUGCAAGUUUCAGAGAAAUCUAAGUUUUCUGAUGUCCUAAGGGCAUAUUCAAUAAAAACUAUCACAGUUGUUA